CGACUACCCAAACUAGGGUUCUGGGUCUUCUCUCCCUAUAUUAGUGGUUUCUGCUUUCAAUUUAUUUUGGAGGGGUAAGAUGAAAAGAGGUUUUUUGCUUAGAUCUAAUGUGUCGUCUUCCAAGACUCCGGCGCCAAAAGAGAAGCCACCCUCGGAACCACCGUCUCUGAUGAUAACGACGUCACUUCCACAUGACAUCAUCGUUAACAUCUUAGCCCGUGUAUCGAGAUCCCACUAUCCAAAGCUCUCCCUCGUCUCCAAGCACUUCCGAUCAAUCGUUAGGUCGCGUGAGAUAUACGCGACCCGAUCCUCCUUGGGAUGCACGGAGCGCUUUCUCUACGUCGUCCUCUACGACCUAAAAACCAAGGAGGACCGUUGCUACCUUCUCCUCCGGGCAACAACCAACGGCAGUCAACCUCACGCCCGCUUGGUCCUUGUCCCUUCGCUUCCCGCUAUGCCGAACCGUCCGUACAGUUCGAGCUUUGUUGCCGUGGGCUCGAAGAUAUACGUCUUUGCUAGGAGUAAGGAAAGCAAUACGACGCUAAGCAUCGACUGCGAGUCUCACACCGUGCGACGUCUCCCUAGCAUGCCUGAGCCCUUGGCUCAUACCGUCGCUGACGUCAUCGACGGGAGGAUCUACGUCAUUGGGCAUCACCACAGGGACAUAGACAAGAAGAUGGUGGUGGUGUUCAACACAGAAACACAGACGUGGGAGCCUGAGAAGACAAGGUCUGAUGUGGAAGCAGGUGACACGUAUCAUGGAAGUGUGGUGAUGGCUGGUAAGAUGUACACGAAAGAUUUUGAUAGCAGCUACGUUUACGAGCCAAAGGAGAGGAGAUGGGAGACGGACGAGGUAAUGAACUCUAAGGAGUGGAGGUAUGGGUGCGUUGUUGAUGAUGUAUUGUACUAUUACGAAUGUGAGGAAGACGAUGUAGAGAGAGAUCAGUUAAGAGCCUUUGAUAGGAAGGAGAGGUGUUGGCGAGUGGUGAAAGGUUUGGAGUCAUUGUUGAGGGAGACGAGAGGUUCAUUGUGGUCACAUGUUGAGAGUUAUGGUGGGAAUCUAGCUUUGUUUUUCCCUAAAGGAGAAGGAAGAAGAAGUGAGAUUUGGUGUGCGGAGAUUUCGCUGGAAAGACGUCAAGGAGGGGAGAUUUGGGGCAAAGUUGAGUGGUGCAAUUGUCUUGUGACUGGGUUUCAGUUUACCGAUUCUCUAGAAAUUGUUGUUUGAUGACACCAUAACUAUCUUUCUGCUUCGUUUUAAACUUUUGCUUUUUUUUUCUUAAUAACAAUAUUUUGUUUGUCUU
Molecule: messenger RNA, 1301 nt
Organism: Raphanus sativus (radish)
Lineage: Eukaryota; Viridiplantae; Streptophyta; Magnoliopsida; Brassicales; Brassicaceae
Product: F-box/kelch-repeat protein At4g38940
Exons: 1
Coding region: 80-1225 (381 amino acids)
Molecular function (GO): protein binding
Source: RefSeq, a predicted model, not a curated record